AUGCAGUUCGUAGUGAGAUUGUCAGCAAAUUGGGAAACAUGGAACAACGGCGGGUGGGGGGGCGAAAGGCCAGACCAUCAGGGGUCAGGGGGACAAAUUCAGCAGCAGCUAGGGUCAGCCCAGUCCAGAGGGCGUCGCCGGCCCAGCUUGGCCAGGGCGCAGCGCGUAGGGACCUUGGCUGAGUGGGACGGCAAAUCCUCAAUUCUGCUCUAG
Pyricularia pennisetigena is the source of this 213-nucleotide messenger RNA. RefSeq lists its product as uncharacterized. The transcript has a single exon. The record is from RefSeq and is a predicted model, not a curated record. The coding region runs from base 1 to 213 and encodes 70 amino acids. NCBI's taxonomy places the organism in Eukaryota, Fungi, Ascomycota, Sordariomycetes, Magnaporthales, Pyriculariaceae.